CUCAUCAAAAUCAGUGGGUGCUUCGAAGUCAAAUUGAACGGCCAAAAUUUUUUUUUAAAUCGGCACAAUGAAAGUAUCCGUAAAGGAUAAUGUUACCGGAGAGGACCUCCAAGCCUUGCUGCAGAGAAAUGCUGUUUUGGAGUCACAUAUUGCCGAAUGUGGAAGUGUCCAAACAGCAUGCUCGGAAAACCUUGACUCAAUGCGCACCAACUUGAACGCCCUGCAAGACCUGGUGGUCAAGUGUAGAGCAGUACUUUCGAUUCACGCAACUCAGACAUCCGCCCAAUCAACACCACCCGUAAGUCCGGCCGUGUCAUCACCGGCCAAGGAAACAUCCCACCCGCUGGACGGAGGUUUUGCUACAUCACCCCAGCACAGCCACGCUGCCCUGAAAAGUGAAAUUGAACUGCUGAAAGCGCAGCUGGAUAUCUACAAGAGUGACUUUGCCGCAGAACGAAUUGCGCGUUUGGCUUUGUUGGCGGAAAAGAAUCGUCUGGCAGGCGAAUUGCAACAACUUCAACAGCAGAACCGAACUUUGAUCGCCGAUGCACUGAACGGCCAAGCGGAACAGCUAACGUACAGUCGACGGUGCAGCCGAAUGUCACAGGAAAGCGGUGGAAUGGUCGUGUCAGCGGCUGCAACUACUAUUGAGUCCCAACAACAGUCAAUAACGGGCGUACCGGAAGACAGGUACCAAUCGGAACGGAAGGCUUCCUACUGCCAGCACUGUAAUGGAGUUUUCAGUGAUAUCCACUCGCUGGAGACGCACAUAGACGAGUGCCCGGCAUAUUGAUCGAAGGGUUAAUUUUGAGAUUGUAUUUAAAUUGAGAAUAGAAUAUGAAGCUUAAGGUACUGAUUA
Molecule: messenger RNA, 859 nt
Organism: Aedes aegypti (yellow fever mosquito)
Lineage: Eukaryota; Metazoa; Arthropoda; Insecta; Diptera; Culicidae
Exons: 3
Coding region: 68-793 (241 amino acids)
Biological process (GO): regulation of canonical NF-kappaB signal transduction
Cellular component (GO): cytoplasm; nucleus
Molecular function (GO): K63-linked polyubiquitin modification-dependent protein binding
Source: RefSeq, a predicted model, not a curated record